Messenger RNA from Patiria miniata (bat star), 1302 nucleotides. RefSeq lists its product as uncharacterized. Lineage: Eukaryota; Metazoa; Echinodermata; Asteroidea; Valvatida; Asterinidae. Bases 23 to 1117 code for a protein of 364 amino acids. The record is from RefSeq and is a predicted model, not a curated record. The transcript is spliced from 11 exons. Gene Ontology annotation, molecular function: riboflavin reductase (NADPH) activity; FMN binding.
CAGUCCACAUAAAUAAAUCACAAUGUUUGGACGAACGUCCGUCCGUUCUCUAUUGAGAUUUCUAAAUGUCUCCCAAAAACAACUUACGAAAAAUGCUCACUGCCGACGCUUUUGUUCUUCAGCAAGCUAUAAUCCAGAUGAAGUCAGCGCAGGGAAGCCAAGUAGCCCCACUGGCAUCUCAACAGCAGAACUGGCUGAGCAGAAGCAGGCAGAGCUCAUCAGUGGUUUCAGGAAUGUCAUGAGGACUGUUCCAUCUCCAGUGGUUGUAGUAACGGCAGCCCAGUAUGUUGACUCAGAGUGUUGCAUCAAGCGUGGCGUUACCUGUAGCUCCUUCGCCAGUGUCUCCAUGCAGCCACCUGUUAUAUCAUUCUGCAUCACCAGACCAAGUCGAAUGCAUUCCCUCCUAAAGGACACGAGGCACUUUGCUGUCAAUGUACUCGCUGGAGAUCAGGUUCAUUAUGGGGUCCAUUUCUCCAAGCCAGCCAGGAAUGGUGAAGACCAGUUCAGUGCGGUGCCUCACAAACUGGGCUUCUCAGGCGUACCGCUCAUUGAGGGUACAGCAGCCGUGCUGCAGUGCCAGGCCCACGAUACCCACCUGAUAGGUGAUCAUCAUGUGUGGUACGGGGAGGUGCUGGAAACCAGUAUGGACACGGGUACCGAUGGACGACAGCCGCUGCUAUACUUUGCCAGCUCGUUCCGGUCGGUUGGCGACGAAGCUUUCAUGCAAGCAUUUGAAGACACCACGUUACUCUUUGAUGACUGGUCGCACGAGGCGCACCUACGCAUGGCCUGGAAUUACAUCAGGAUACAUGGCAAAGAGAACGCUAUACCUGUAAUAAGGAAUGGCAUCAAGAAGUACAACACACAACACAAAGACAAGGUGAAACGAGGCUACCAUGAAACGGUGACCAUGUUCUUUACCCAUGUCAUAGCCGAUGCCAUAAAUCAGUGUGAGAAUGUAGACAUGACGUUUGAGGAGUUUUUGAGUCAGAACAGCCAUCUGACGGACUCCAAUCUCAUCUCUCAGUACUACUCAAAGCAACUCAUCAGCUCACCAGCAGCAAGACUCAGGUUUGAGCCUCCAGAUCUUCAGGACCUACCAGGAUUCAGCAGAUGACCCCGAACGUACAAUGUACCUCCCCAUCCCGUAAAAAAUGUGAAAAGUCAAGGUACAAAUUAGAUAUUUCUUGACAAGGUGCAAUGUAAAUUCCUUCCCAAUGUUAUUUGUCAAAAAGGGUAUGUACCUUACAGAGGACCAAAUGAAUUUCCCAGUGGUCAAAGCAAGUUAAUGAAGUUGAAAAA